This is a messenger RNA of Eufriesea mexicana, 1406 nucleotides long. RefSeq names its product short/branched chain specific acyl-CoA dehydrogenase, mitochondrial. Gene Ontology annotation, molecular function: acyl-CoA dehydrogenase activity; flavin adenine dinucleotide binding. Gene Ontology annotation, cellular component: mitochondrion. Lineage: Eukaryota; Metazoa; Arthropoda; Insecta; Hymenoptera; Apidae. The record is from RefSeq and is a predicted model, not a curated record. The transcript is spliced from 9 exons. The coding region runs from base 142 to 1386 and encodes 414 amino acids.
UUUACAUUUUCUCUCAUUUUCGGAGUUAUUGGAUUUUUAUAAAUAUUAACAUAUUUCAUAUAUCAUCAAUUUAUAUUUCUUGUGAAUGUCAUCGGAAUUAAUUUGUAUUUUGCAAUUUAAAAUAUAGAUACUAAACUGAACAUGAAUUUAUAUACAUCUUUAAUUGAACAGAUAUCACGAAAAAUAUGUACCAAAAGGCACAUCAGUGCUUGUGUAGCACGAAUGAAUCACUGUCCUGGACCUUUAUCCCAAUUUUCAGAUGAGGAACUGUUAAUGAAAGAAAGUGUUGGUAAAUUGGCGAAAGAGGAAAUUUCUCCCCUUGUACGAAAAAUGGAGAAAGAGAGUAAAAUAGACGAAGGGCUGCUACGAAAGCUUUUCGAGAAUGGUUUAAUGGGUAUUGAAAUACCAGAAAAAUAUGGUGGAUCUGGAUGUAACUUUAUGACAACAAUUUUAUCAGUCGAAGAAGUUGCCAAAAUUGAUGGAUCUGUAGCAGCUUUAGUUGAUAUCCAUAAUACCUUGGUGAAUUCAUUAAUCACUAAAGUCGCUACGGAAGAACAAAAAGCGAAAUAUCUGCCGAAAUUAGCACAAGAUUACGUGGGAAGCUUUUGUCUUACAGAACCCGGUUCAGGAUCAGAUGCUUUUUCUUUAAAAACUGAAGCAAAAAGGGAUGGAUCUGAAUAUGUGAUAAAUGGAACAAAAAUGUGGAUUUCAAAUUCCGAUAUUGCGGAAUUAUUUUUAGUUUUCGCUAACGCAAAUCCUUCUGCCGGAUACCGUGGGAUUACGACUUUUUUUGUUGAACGAGAUACACCUGGAUUGACAGUCGCCAAACCGGAGGAUAAGUUAGGAAUUAAGGCAUCCGGUACCUGUAUGAUUCACUUCGACAACGUUAGAGUUCCUGAAAAUAAUAUCUUAGGACAAUUUGGACAUGGAUACAAAUAUGCCGCAGGAUUUUUAAAUGAAGGCCGAAUCGGUAUUGGAGCACAAAUGAUUGGAAUAGCACAGGGGUGCUUAGAUGCCACAAUACCAUACACACUAGAAAGGAGGCAAUUUGGAAAAGACAUAUUCUCAUUUCAAUCCAUGCAACAUCAAAUUGCUCAAGUGGCCACAGAACUUGAAUGUGCCAGACUAUUGGUAUAUAAUGCAGCCAGAUUAGUUGACGUUAAAAAAGAUGUAAUAAAAGAAGCUGCUAUGGCAAAACUUUUUGCUUCCGAAACAGCUUUACGUGUUACUGCAAAAUGUAUUGACUUUAUGGGUGGAGUAGGAUUCACAACUGAUUUUCCACAAGAAAAAUAUUUCAGAGAUUCCAAAAUCGGCACUAUAUACGAAGGCACCAGUAAUAUGCAAUUAUCAACUAUAGCUAAGUGUAUCCGUAAAGAAUACUCAUGAGUCAAUUAUAGUUAAUCAAC